GCCUACAUGUAACUAGGACAUGCAUUACUGGGUCAACUGUUGACGUCUGUACACUAAUAGUGCGGGUGGCGUUUCUUUACAAAAGUUGUGCACAAUUGGGCCCAUCUAGACAGCCGAAAUUAACCGAUUAUAAUUUUUUAAAGGAAAUCCAGUAGUCAUCACAGAUGGAAGCACAUUGACUAGAUGAUGCCGGAGUUAACCUUCCCCAAAUUCGUUGCUGCUUUUCUGACAGCAGUAUAUUUUUACUAUCCUGAGAGUACAAAACCUUCCUUAAUUAGCGAUACCCCGCAGUAUGCUCUGAAGACGAGAUACGAUUUUGUCAUCGUAGGAGGAGGAUCAGCAGGUUGCGUGCUGGCUCACAGACUAACAGAAAAUCCUAAUUGGAAUGUACUCUUAAUCGAAGCAGGUGGGGAUGGCAACGCCCUCACGGAUGCUCCCCGCUUCCACUCACUAAUCCGUAACACACAAUUCGAUUGGAAUUAUACUACAGUAAAACAAGAGAAAGCUUGUUUAAAGAAUAAUGGAAUAUGUCCAUAUCCAAGAGGAAAGGUAUUGGGAGGUUGCAGCUCUACUAAUGCUAUGCUCUAUGUCAGAGGAAACAAAGCGGACUAUGAUGACUGGGCCACGAAGGGGAACUACGGUUGGAGUUACAAAGAUGUACUACCAUACUUCAUUAAGGCUGAAAACAAUACGGAACCAUCGCUAGCAGAUUCAACUUUCCAUGGUGUUGCAGGUCCCUUAAAUGUUCAGUUUCCUAGAUUCGUUACCGAUCUAAGAGAAAUGUUUAUCAAUGCGGCUGAAGAAUACGGCUGGCAAAGAGGUGAUUACAAUGGAGAACGGCAGGAUGUUGUAGGUUAUGUUCAAAGCACUAUCGACGGCCCUUCAAGAGAAGAUACUGCCAAAGCUUAUUUGAACCCCAUAAAGAACAGAAAAAACCUCUUUGUAAUUAAAAACACUCUAGUAACAAAGAUCCUCAUUGAAAACAAAGUGGCCAAAGGAGUACAUUACUACAGAGAUGGUAAGUCUUAUAGAGUAUUUGCAAAAAAGGAAGUCAUUUUAUCAGCUGGCGCGAUCAAUACUCCUAAACUUCUCAUGCUGUCAGGGAUUGGGCCUAAGGAUGAAUUAGAAAGGCAUAGCAUUAAAGUGAUUGAAGAUCUGUCAGUUGGUAAAAACUUGCAAGAUCAUCUUCAACUCCAGAUGUUUUUCGAAAUUGACGGAAACGGUCUUAACGAUUGGAAGACCGAAAAAAAUAUUAAUCUAUACGCCAAGGAACGAACUGGACCUUUGACUACACCCGCUACUGAAGCUAUGGUCUUUUUAAACACUGAAAAUAACACAUCCCAACAACCGGAUUUACAGUUUACCUGGAUCAGUGGAGUACUACCCAAUACGCUCUAUGACCAAAACAGAAAUAUCAUUACUGUAAUUUUAGUCAAUGUGAAACCUAAGAGUGUCGGUCGGGUGAGAUUAGGAAGUGCCAAUUCUGAAGAUAUGCCACUCGUUGACCCUAAUUAUUUUUCUGAAGGAGGUGAUUUUUCAGUGUACCGAAAAGGAAUCGAUCACCUGUUAGAAUAUAUGAAGACACCAACAAUGUCAAAACUUUCUCCUAAAUUGUGUACCGAUCUUUAUCCUAAAUGCAAAGGCAUGGAUCAGAAUAAUUUUAUCAAAUGCAUAAUUAAUUUCUAUUCUGAGACGAUUUAUCACCCCGUUGGAACUGCUAAAAUGGGGGGCGAGGAAGACCCGGGAGCGGUCGUAAAUGCUGAUCUCCAAGUUCAUGGCGUAAGGAACUUAAGGGUAAUAGAUGCUUCCAUAAUGCCGAGCAUACCGGGUGGAAACACCAAUGCGCCGACGAUUAUGAUCGCCGAAAAAGGAUCUGAUAUCAUAAAACGAUUUUAUAAACUCCAAAAAUUUUAACAUUACAGAAUUUGACUAAUCACACUGUAACUAAUGCAGUUGAACUUUUACAUACAUGGGUGUUUCCUCUGUAAUGGACAUACAGUUCUGAAAUUUCGCAACAAUUACCUUUCAGGUAUUUUUCCAAAAAUAUUCACGGUAGUUCCUUUUAAUAUUGAAUAGUAAUUUAAUCAUCACGAAUUUUAUUUCUGAUCUUUUUUUUUCCAAUAUUGGUUGGCCUUCGCGUUGAAGAGGUGAGGAAAUGAAGAACGAGAAAACAAAAUAGAUGCAAAAAAAAAAUCAUAAUUUUUGUUAUAAACAAUUAUUCUACUAAUCAUAGAAUUCCUCCUUUCUAGGAAUGAUCCGUAUAAUUUACCAUAUAUUUAUUGGAUUUUGAAAUUUUAUUAGAAAGGUUUUCCUUUCAUAUCAAAUUUAUUUGUCAAAUACCACCUAAUUAAAUAUAAUAUAAUGGAAGAAGAAAUGUAACAGGCUCGGCCACUACACCGAGCCUGUUAAGAUGUUGCCGGUUCGAAGCCGACCUGGUUGUGUUGAAAUUGCUUUCGUGACGGGCCUAAGGUUGAAUCUCGAAGUUCUGGUUAGAAUAAGUUUGGUUGUAUCUCUAAAACAAUUUUCCUGUCCACCUCCAUUUUUUUAGAAUUGUGGUAUGGAGUAUUGACGAAAAAAUAAAUAAAUAAAAGAAGCAAUAUGUUAAAUUAUAAAUAAAAAUCAAUGUGAUUUACAUAAUCUCUCGUCCCGGCAACGAUACGAAGUGUAAAUGAUCCUUUAUUACUACGGUAAGGCAGCGAUCCCUAGAAAGGUACCGAUGAAGCUUGCCGAAUUUUAAAAAGUUAUUUAUUCUUCAUAAGUCAGAAUUUGGUAAUGAUCAUGUAAACACUAAACAAAUUGUAAAUAUUACAAAUAAAUUUAGAU
Molecule: messenger RNA, 2823 nt
Organism: Nezara viridula (southern green stink bug)
Lineage: Eukaryota; Metazoa; Arthropoda; Insecta; Hemiptera; Pentatomidae
Source: the annotation of a GenBank genome assembly